Messenger RNA from Callithrix jacchus (white-tufted-ear marmoset), 2707 nucleotides. NCBI's taxonomy places the organism in Eukaryota, Metazoa, Chordata, Mammalia, Primates, Cebidae. The record is from RefSeq and is a predicted model, not a curated record.
GACAUGUCCCUAACCCAGGUGGGCCUAAGGCUAUGGUGUUAGAGCAAUAAGUAAAGGGGAGGGGUCGUAACCACAGUGGUGACCCUGUGCUGAUGUUGGUAACUCUGUGGGUAUCAGAGAUGGUGAUGGUGAUGCCACCAACACAGAAUCUGACUGUGGUGCUGGGAUGGUGUUGGGCUUGGUGGUCUUGGUGGUGGUGACUCUGGUAGAGAUGAGAGUGAUAGUCAUGAUGGUGAUUGUGUUGGUGACAAUUACAUUAGUUUGGUUUUAGUCUGUUUUCAUGCUGCUGAUAAAGACACACCCAAGAAUAGGAAGAAAGAGAUUUAAUUGAACUUACAGUUCCACAUGGCUUGCAAGGCCUCAGAAUCAUGGCGGGAGGUGAAAGGCAGUUCUUACAUGUCAGCAGCAAGAGAAAAUGAGGAAGAAGUAAAAGCAGAAUUCCUUGAUAAACCCAUCAGAUCUCUUGAGACUUAUUUACCAUCACAAGAAUAGCACAGGCAAAUGGCCUCCAUGAUUUAAUUACCUCCUCCUGGGUUCCUCCCACAACACAUGGGAAUUCUGGGAGAAACAAUUCAAGUUGAGAUUUGGAUGGGGACAUAGCCAAACCAUGUCAUUCCAACCCCUGACCCCUCUAAAUCUCAUAUUCUCACAUUUUAAAACUGAUUAUGCCUUCCCAAUAGUCCCCUAAAGUCUUUACUCAUUUCAACAUUAACCCAAAAGUCCACAUUCCAAAGUCUCAUUUGAGACAAGGCAAGUCCCUUCCAUCUACGAGCCUGUAAAAUCAAAAGCAAGCUAGUUACUUUCUAGAUACAAUGGGAGUGCAGGUUGGGUAAAUGCAUCUGUUCUAAAUGGGAGAAAUUAGCCACAAUGAAAAGGUUAUAGGGCCCAUACAAGUCUGAAAUUCAGUGGGGAGUCAAAUUUUAAAGCUCCAAAAUGAUCUCCUUUGACUCCAGGCCUCACAUCCAGGUCAUGCUGAUACAAAAGGUGGGUCCCCAUGGUAUUGGGCAGCUCUUUUUAUGUGGAUUUGCAGGGUACAAUCUCGCUUCUGGCUGCUUUCAUGGGCUGGCAUUGAGUGUCUAUGGCUUUUCCAGGUGCACAGUACAAGCUGUCAGUGGAUCUACCAUUUUAGGUUCUGGAGGAUGGUGGCCUCCUUCUUACAGCUCCAGUAGGCAGUGCUCCAGAUGUGGGGUUCAGAACCCCCAGAUUUCCCUUCUGUACUGCCCUAGCAGAGGUUUUCCAGAGGGUCCUGCCUCUGCAGCAAACUUUUGCCUAGGCCUCCAGGCAUUUUCAUACAUCUUCUGAAAUCUAGGUGGAGGUUCCCAAACCUCAGUUCUUGACUUCAAUGCACCCACAGGCUCAACGCCACCUGAAUGUUGCCAAGGCUUGGGGAUUCCACCUUCUGAAGCAACAGCCCAAGCUAUACAUUGUCCCCUUUCAGCUACAGUGGGAGCAGCUGGGACACAGGGCACCAAGUCCCUAGGCUGCACACAGCAUGGGGACCCUGGGCCAGGCCCACAAAACCACUUUUUCCUCCUGGGCCUCUGGGCCUGUGAUGGGAGGGGCUGCCAUGAAGAUCUCUGACCUGGCCUGGAGACAUUUUCCCCAUGGUCUUGGGGAUUAACAUUAGGCUCUUUGCUACUUAUGGAAAUUUCUGUAGCCGGCUUGAAUUUCUUCUCAAAAAAUGGGUUUUUUGAUUCCUGUAAUGGCUGCUUCCUGGAAGGUAGUGUCACGUGGAACCUCUUAAUCUCAGCAUCCAGGGCUCUAGGAAGGGAAAAUUUCAAGUCAGAUAGAAUUCUAUAUGUGCCAUUUCUUUGGAACCUUCAGCCUUCAAGAUUCCAACAUCAUGACUUCAGUUUCAACACAGUUGUCCUUAGUCCUUAUGCCACUGCUUUUGGUGCUGCCUGUUGUCAAAGCAGCAGAAGCUGGUGAUGCAGUUGCCCUCUUGUUAGGUGUGGUUCUCAGCAUUACAGGCAUUUGUGCCUGCUUGGGGGUAUAUGUACAAAAAAGAAAUGGACAGAUGUGACUUUGAAAGGCCUACCGAAUCAGACCUCACCCUUUUCAACCUUUGUGCUAUAGAGGCUAAAUCUGAGCUUUGGUGUCUGAACAUUUCCAAGAAUCAGUAAAUUAGGGAGUUUUACAUUUUUUAUUGUUUCCAUGAAAUGGGAACAAACAUACAUAUAUAAAUUGUAAAAAAAAAUGUUUUCUUUGCAACAAAUAAUGCACAGAAAAAUGCAACCUAUAAUUUGUAUUGCUAGUUGGAAAGCAGGUCAAAGAAGUAAGAUGGCUGAAAUUUACAUAAGUAAUAUUUCAUAGUUUUAGAAUUCUCAAAGCACAUGACAUAGGAAGAAGGAAGUUCUUGCCCAGAAUCUUAGAAAAUCACCGCUGUUCAAUUAUAAUCACUGCCUCCUGAAUCGUUGAGGAGUCUUUCUCCAUCUUUUUAUUAGAUUUUUGUUUUGUUGUCUUUCAAGUUAAUAUUGUAUUUAGACAUCAGAGAGUCAGCCAAAAAGGGAAACUUUUAUCUCUGGGGAAAAAAUGUUUAGAAAAAUGUAUUCAGUAUAUCUAACACUGAAAUGCAGAAAAAAAUUAAUGUUAAAAAACUAUAAACGUUGACAUGGAAAAGAGAUUUAUUGUUAAGAAAAAACUUUAUAUUAACUGAGUAACAUCCUUUUGAUGAGAAGAGCUAUGUUAAAUAUAAACCCAUUAUGUU